Messenger RNA from Drosophila busckii, 1918 nucleotides. Its product is annotated as innexin inx6. The coding region runs from base 184 to 1608 and encodes 474 amino acids. Gene Ontology annotation, molecular function: gap junction channel activity. Gene Ontology annotation, cellular component: gap junction; plasma membrane. The record is from RefSeq and is a predicted model, not a curated record. Lineage: Eukaryota; Metazoa; Arthropoda; Insecta; Diptera; Drosophilidae. The transcript has 2 exons. Gene Ontology annotation, biological process: phototransduction.
ACACACAGGCACAGACACACGCACACGCACACAGCAGCUGUUGCUCAGUCUGUCUCGCUCGCACGCAUACGCCCCGUAGCCUGUCAACAUUUCGAGUCGCUUUUGCUUUUCUUCCGACGCACGAGCCAAAAAUACGAAUUUUUACACAUUUGACAAUCCGGUGUGUCUGUCUGAGAUUGAAAUAUGUACGCCGCCGUUAAGCCGCUGUCCAAGUAUCUGCGCCUGAAGACGGUCCGCAUCUAUGAUCCGAUCUUCACGCUCCACUCCAAGUGCACCAUUGUCAUACUGCUCACCUGCACGUUCCUGCUCUCGGCCAAGCAGUACUUCGGCGAGCCGAUACUCUGCUUGAGCGCCAGCAAGCACAAUGCCUAUGCGCAGUCCUAUUGCUGGACCAUGGGCACCUACAUUCUGCCCGCGGAGAACGACAGCGCCAGCGGCAAGACGCUCUCCAGCAUGGCCAGCAUGUGGGACGAUCACUCGCUGCUGCGCGGCACCAACUACAAUCGCACCCAGCUGCGCCAGCUGCUGGCCCACAACGAGCAAUACGCACGCAUCAUUUCGAUAGCCGAGGGCGUCGGCCCCGAGACGCGCGGCAUCACCAAGCGGCUCUAUCUGCGCUACUAUCAGUGGGUCUUCAUGAUUCUGCUCUUCCAGUCGCUGCUCUUCUACUUUCCCUCCUAUCUGUGGAAGGUCUGGGAGGGACAGCGCAUGGAGCAGCUCUGCUGCGAGGUCGGCGACGCGCUCAUCCUGGAGAAGACCUAUCGUCUGCGCCUGCGCAUGCUCACCAAGUACUUCCGCACACGCUUCACCGCCAUCCACUGCUGCUAUGCCAUCAAGUACGCCUUCUGCGAGCUGCUCAAUCUGCUCAUCAGCGUGCUCAACUUUUGGCUGAUGGACGUCAUCUUCAACGGCUUCUGGCACAAGUAUAUUCACGCGCUGGCCGCCAUACCCGUCUACGACUGGAAUCUGUGGAAUCUCAUGUCCUCGCGCGUCUUCCCCAAGGUGGCCAAGUGCGAGAUGUUCAUCUAUGGACCCACGGGCACGCCCAAUGUGCUCGACAUACUCUGCGUCCUGCCGCUGAACAUCCUCAACGAGAAACUCUUCGCCGUGCUCUACGUUUGGUUUCUCUUCAUCGCCAUGCUGGCGGCCAUUAACAUGCUCUAUCGCCUGAUACUCAUCUGCUGCCCACUGCUGCGUCUCCAGCUGCUGCGCACCCAUCUGCGCGGCAUGCCCAAGGCGCAUGUCCAGCAGGUGCUCUCCAACGCUGGCUACGGCGACUGGUUUGUGCUCAUGAGCGUCAGCAUCAAUGUGAAUCCCACGCUCUUUCGCGACCUGCUGGAGCAGCUCUAUGUGGAGCAUUGUGAGUUCCAUGCGCUGGCUCGCAGCAAUCUCAAGGCUCAGCAGACACAGGAUGAGGAUGAGGAUGAGGACGACGACGAUGACGACACCAGCAGCGACGACACCACAGCCACUGCCACAUCGCUUAAUCCAGCGCCAAAGUCAGCCAAGACAGUAGCAGUUGCCACUGCCACGGCAACUGUUUCGCCAGCAGUUAACCUGCCUUUGACUCGCUACAACAGCAACCGCCACAACGAAAGCCACGUCUAGUGCCACCCCCACGCCCACGCCCACGCCCACUUCUAGUCCCGCAUAUACUUCUAUGCAUGUUGUUAAACGAUAGUUUUAGUAUUUCUGGUUUAUUUGCCAUGCAAGACAAACACGAAAUGCAUCCAAAUGCAAAUAAAAUGAGCUAAUCAAAAUGGCAACUGCCAGGCGCUGCUGCUGCUUCUUGUUUUACUAGUUGUUGCCUCCCAUGGGGGCGUCGCUCACGAAGCAGCAGCAGCAGCAACUGCACUUAACUUAAGUGCGAAAAUAUUAAUACACUCGAAACUGUAGUAAAUAUGGCUUAACUUUUAGU